AUGACUGUCAUCACAGAUUUCUUACUUAUGGGAUUUUCUGAGCAAUGGGAGUUCCAGAUUUUGCACUUUGUGGUCUUCCUCAUGAUGUAUCUGGCUAUCCUGAUGGGAAAUCUUCUCCUCAUCAUUCUGGUAGUACUGAACAGCCAUCUUCAGACACCAAUGUAUUUCUUUCUGGUCAAUUUAGCAAUUGUUGACCUGGGAUCCACCUCUGUCACCAUUCCCAGGUCAAUGGCCAGUGCCCUCAAGAAUACAAGAAUGAUUUCAUAUUCUGAAUGUGUUGCACAAAUGUUCUUCUUUGUCUUCUUCCUGUCAUCAGACAUUUUCCUUCUCACUGCUCUGGCCUAUGACAGAUAUGUCGCUAUCUGCCACCCUCUACACUAUAUGUCUAUGAUGAACUGGGGAAGCUGCUUCCAGAUGGCAGGUGGUGCAUGGAUGCUAGGCUUUCUUAAUGCUGCCAUUCAUGCAGGAACCCUCUUUUCAUUGCCUUUCUGCUCCAAAGUCAUCCAUCAGUUCUUCUGUGAAAUCCCACACCUCAUCAAGAUCUCCUGCUUUGAUCCCAAAUUCAGUGAAAUCUGGGCUCUUCUCUUUAGUACUUUG
Messenger RNA from Python bivittatus (Burmese python), 597 nucleotides. The record is from RefSeq and is a predicted model, not a curated record. Lineage: Eukaryota; Metazoa; Chordata; Lepidosauria; Squamata; Pythonidae.